AUGAACCCCAGAAGCCAGUGUCUGCUUAUGCUCUAUUUUUUAGGGAUACCCAAGCGGCAAUCAAAGGUCAAAACCCCAAUGCUACUUUUGGUGAAGUGUCGAAAAUUUGUGGCUUCUAUGUGGGAUGGUCUUGGUGAAGAGCAAAAACAGGUAUAUUGA
This is a messenger RNA of Staurois parvus, 159 nucleotides long. NCBI's taxonomy places the organism in Eukaryota, Metazoa, Chordata, Amphibia, Anura, Ranidae. The record is from the annotation of a GenBank genome assembly.